Messenger RNA from Centruroides sculpturatus (bark scorpion), 505 nucleotides. RefSeq names its product acetylcholine receptor subunit beta-like 1. The transcript has 2 exons. Bases 120 to 392 code for a protein of 90 amino acids. The record is from RefSeq and is a predicted model, not a curated record. Gene Ontology annotation, cellular component: membrane. Lineage: Eukaryota; Metazoa; Arthropoda; Arachnida; Scorpiones; Buthidae. Gene Ontology annotation, biological process: monoatomic ion transport. Gene Ontology annotation, molecular function: extracellular ligand-gated monoatomic ion channel activity.
UCGCGCCACUAUCACGUCAGCGACAAUGCGGAGACAACGCUAGCGACCGCGCCGAAGGAGUGGUGUGUGUGUGAGUGCGUGUUCACGUAGUCCCGGGGAAUGACAGGACUGUCGGAGUAAUGAGGACUGCGGGCUUCUCGGCCGUCUGGCUGUUGACGACGGCGUUGGUAUUUCCAGCGAACUGUUCCGAAGACGAAGAGAGACUGGUCAGAGAUCUGUUUCGCGACUACAACAAGCUCAUCAGGCCCGUGGAAGUGAUGAAAGAGACGGUGGAAGUGCAAUUUGGUCUGUCUUUCAUUCAGCUCAUCAAUGUGGUAAGUCCACCCCUGCCUGUCGCGUCGUGCGCGCCGGAAGCGGAAGAUCUUUCCACUUCCUUCCGCCGCCGGAAGUGACGGAAAUGAGCCGGCGCGGGGUAUCGGUAACCCUCUACCCCCCGACGGGACGUCACGCCCGGUUCCGGUCCGAACCGAGUUCGCCUUUUGGACCGGGGCCAAAAAAGGAAGGA